AUGGCUGCCCUCUCAACACCUCUCCAGAUUGGCGACUGCCACCUUCUACACCGCGUUGUGAUGGCACCUAUGACACGACUUCGCGCCGAUGACGAGCAGGUGCCACUGGACAUGAUGAUUGAGUAUUACGAGCAAAGAGCCAGCGUUCCCGGCACGCUUCUCAUCACCGAAGCUGUCUUCGUGUCGUCAACGGCGCGGGGCAGAGACAUGAAUGCCCCUGGCGUAUUCAGUCGAGAGCAGAUGCACAAGUGGACUGCUGUGGCAGAUGCAGUCCACAAACGGAACAGCUUCAUAUUUAUGCAGCUUUGGCACGUCGGGCGCGCCGCACGUCCUCAGGUUCUCGAGAAGCAAGGCUUGGAAAUGGUAAGCAGCAGCCCUGUGCCUAUCAGUAGCGAGCAUGCGACGCCCCGCGCCAUGACAGAUCAGGAAAUCCAGCAAUGCAUCAAUGACUUUGCGCAGGCUGCAUCCAAUGCGGUAGAAGCUGGGUUCGACGGUGUUGAGAUUCACGGGGCAAAUGGCUACCUUAUCGACCAGUUCACGCAAGAUACAUGCAAUAAACGUACAGACCGCUGGGGUGGAAACGUCGCCAAUCGGUCUCGCUUCGCUGUCGAAGUGGCUAAAGCCGUCGGCAACGCGAUUGGCGCAAAGAAAACUGCCAUACGACUUGCGCCGUUCACCGACUUCCAAGGCAUGGGCAUGACCGAUCCUGUGCCGCAAUUCUCUGAUCUCAUUUCGAAGCUAUCGCAUCUAAACUUGGCGUAUCUGCACCUCGUUGAGCCUCGCGUUUCAGGCAACACGGAUCGCGAACAUGCAAAGCACGAGUCUUUGGAUUUUGCGCUGCAGGCUUGGGGUCAUGCUAGCCCGGUCAUAUUGGCAGGAGGCUUUACUCCAGAGUCGGCUCAGAAACGCGUCGAAGAGAGCCCGGACCAGGAGAUCGCAAUCGCGUUUGGGCGUGGGUUCACUUCUAACCCUGACCUGCCCUUGCGAGUGCUCAGGAAAAUUGCGCUCACGCAAUACGACCGGUCAACAUUCUACAACGUGAAGAGCGCAUCGGGAUAUACGACUUGGGGAUUCCACGAUGCUUGA
Cyphellophora europaea CBS 101466 is the source of this 1086-nucleotide messenger RNA. RefSeq lists its product as uncharacterized. The coding region runs from base 1 to 1086 and encodes 361 amino acids. Gene Ontology annotation, molecular function: NADPH dehydrogenase activity; FMN binding. The record is from RefSeq and is a predicted model, not a curated record. The transcript has a single exon. NCBI's taxonomy places the organism in Eukaryota, Fungi, Ascomycota, Eurotiomycetes, Chaetothyriales, Cyphellophoraceae.